This is a messenger RNA of Trichoderma asperellum CBS 433.97, 6336 nucleotides long. RefSeq lists its product as uncharacterized. The record is from RefSeq and is a predicted model, not a curated record. Gene Ontology annotation, cellular component: chromatin; Set3 complex. NCBI's taxonomy places the organism in Eukaryota, Fungi, Ascomycota, Sordariomycetes, Hypocreales, Hypocreaceae. Gene Ontology annotation, biological process: regulation of transcription by RNA polymerase II.
AUGCGCAGAGAGCCGCCCCGUGGUCCCAAGGCCCUUAUAGAUGCGCCUGUCGGGCCGAGAGGAGGAGGAUUUGCCGGUGACUUUAGAGGCGGAAGAGGACGCGGCAGAGGACGAGGAUGGGGAAGAGAUGACAGCCGUGAUCGAGGAAGAGAUAGAGAUGUCGACUUUCGAGACCGGUAUCGAGACGAGAGAAGCCGAGAACGUGACCGAGAGCGAGAUAGAGAUUGGCGCGACUCGAGAGACUUUAGGUUGCGUAGAUCACCAAUCGCGAGGGCACGAUCACCAACGCGAGAUGCACGAGAUUUUCGGGAUCGUGACCGGGAUAUACCCCCAGGACUAGAUGCAGACAGAUCUCGCCGUGGCUCCCGUGAUGGUGGUCCUCCAUCGGCAGGCUCUUCGUCAUCAGAGCCUCCGUUUGGUGUGCUGCCAUUUCCACGAGGAGGAGGAGGAUUCCGCGGACGAGGAAGGGGUGGAAGAGGAGACUGGCCUAUGGAAAGAGGCCGUGGUCGAGUCCCGUACGACGAUCGCGGCGACCGCUACAUGCGCAGUCGCUCUCAGGAAGGGCGCUGGGCCCGUGAGCGUGACGAUCGCGAGCGAAACGAUAGGCAUCCCGAUGCUGAUGUGCGCCGUGACCUUCAUAUCGACAGGGACCGAGGAGAUCGUGAACUUUUUCGCCCGAAGAUGGCGGCUCAGGAAUCUGCCGCGCAGGCCAAAGACGUCUCACCUCUUCAUGUGACACCAUCAGCCCCGGCAUUCGAAUCUGCGCCAAAUCGGGCUCCGGCUACGGGUACAGGAUCGGGGGCAGGUGGCGAGGCGCAGGCGCAGACGCAGACGCAGACGCAGACGCAGGCCGCCCCUAGCAUAGUCACGGCCAAGCCGCCACCAACGGCCCCACGGGCUUUUGGAGAACGCCCGGUUUCUGCAGGACAAGCUUCUGCAGGACAAGCUUCCGCACCACAAGCCCCGGCAGCCCCUGAGACCCCAUUGCCUCCCACUGGGCCAUCGAAAAUUGCACCUCACGACAGUCCCCCUAUAGGGACACCUGUAGGUCCCCGACUUCAACAACAACCCAAGGUUACCCGCCCAUCUAGCAAACAAUGGAUCAACCCAAGCUUGAAGAAACCGCCACCGGAAUCGCCAAAGGUAGCGAGAUCGCAAAGUUUUGCUCAACAGCCGUCCAUUCCGUUACAACGGGACAUCUCGCAGGUCGAACCCUCCGAACCAAGGCGACCGCGUAGUAGCGAUGCCAAGUCGGAUUCUUACUCCGAGCUAGAUAAACGACUGCGAGCCCACCAUAGCGAAGAGCCGGGCGAGAUAACUACAAGGACUGAAGACGAAAAGCUGAGCGAAGUAGACACAAAAGUCGAAGAUGAGAAGUCUGAGGAAAAGGACUCAGUUGAUUACGAGCCACCUGAAUCAAUGGACCAGGACGAAAAGCCUUUGGAUAACUUGGAGCCGCUUGCUGCCCCUUCUACUUCCCCCAAGCAGGAGUCGUUUCCUAAACAGGACUUACUUUCUAAGCCCCAAGAAAAUGAGACGACCGAGGAUACGAAACCCUCCGUCGAAGUAGCCAUAGAACAAAAACAUAGACGACUCAAAGUUCGCGCUGUUCGAUUUGCUCUGCCUCCAAAGAAAAUCCAGCAAGAGGAACCUCCCGAAUCUGAUGAUGAAGAUAUGGGGGAUUAUUUUGAUAUGGAGAUCAACAAGACUGAGGCUGAACUGGACAAAUUGCAAAGACCAAAGACACCAGUUGAAGUUAUCAGGCGCUUUAUGAGUUUGUCUCAUGGAUCAAUGGUACAGAUCCUCAACGAAGGAGAGGGAUUAUCCGAGAUGGUAGGCGACAUACCAGAGAACCUUAAACCCGUGAGCGAAAAAAUGGAGGUGGAGCCAGCUGUACAAACAGAAGAAACACCUGUUAUUCCCGACGAACCCCAUCCUUCAAAAGAGACCGAGGAGAUCAAUCACAUAAAGGAGUCUGCUAGCGAUCAACUUGGCAAAGAAACAGUCGAGGAAGAUAUACAGAAACCUGAAGUUGUAGCCACACAAGAGGCAGGAGACCUUCAGCCCAAAGCCGAAGAAAUGGACGUCGAUAACGAACCUGUGAUUCCACUCCCUGAGCUCAAAGACGUUCCCGAGCCUGUAGUCGAAACCACGGCAGAUGACUCUAUUAUGAAAGAGGAUAAAGAAGUUGAAGCCGAACCGAUCAACGAAGAGACUCACGAAAAGACUCUGGCGCCUACCGAAGAGGCUGUCAGUCUGGCGAAACCAACCGAAGUAGAACCUAAAGCUCCAAGCACCCCAUCUCAAGUACCAGAUGAGGAUGAUGAGACUGAGACGGAAGAUGAAGCUUAUAUGGAGGCUCAAGCUGUGGCUGCCGCUGAGACAGUCCGUAGAUAUAUGUCGACGCCACCCAUUGAUAGCCUUCCUGAUUUCAACGGUCCAGUCUGGUACCGAGAUAAAGAGUUUCUGGCGACGCUAGACUCGGAUCCCAUUAUCGACGAUUUUGUUGCCGAACAUAUUGCAAAAAUUCACUUCGAUCGAUCCAAUGAGCAACGGCACGCGCAACAGGUUUAUGCAGACAACUACAUGCAGUACUUGAAGUACACUUUGUCAGAUGAUCCUGUGGCGACAAAAAGCCGAGACAAGUUUUCUGUUUCAGCUCCCUCGGAGACUACAGGCACCGUUACGCCCGAACAUAAGCCAGAAGGAAGGGGCACAGGUAGAAGAUUUGCCACAGAGCGCGAUCUUGAGCGUGUGCUUCAGGCGUCCAUGCGGGAAGACGAAGAGAGAAAGGAGCGAGAAUUGCGAAUCCAGCAGGAGAAAUACCGCAGCGAUAAGGAGGCUGUCAUUCCAGAUAUGUACUGGGACGAUCUGGAGAAGCAACAGGUUCAGUACAUUGAUCGGUCAGGAUAUACGCCUCCAGAUAGGCUUGUUUCUGCAUGGCAUAUACUCCCGCCCACUAACAAUUUCACUGAGGAAGAAGCACAGCUCUUUGAGAAGCGUUACCUAGAGCUUCCCAAGCAAUGGGGUAAGAUCGCGGAGGCUCUUCCAAACCGCGACUUCCACUCCUGCAUUCAGUACUACUAUCUGAUGAAGGGAGAGCUCAAUCUCAAAGAGAAGCUGAAGAAACAGCCCAAGAGGCGUAAGAAGGGUGGACGGGGCAAACAGAGGUCCAGUGCUCUGGUUUCGGAGCUCGGCAACGGCGAGCCUGAAGCGGAGGAGACGCCCCAGGAGAAUGGAGAGAAUGGAGAAAGGCGAAGGCCGCGAAGAGCUGCCGCUCCUACGUGGGGCUUCGAGCAACCUACGACGGACGGCGAGAGCACUCCUGCUGCUACUCCUGGACGACGCGGCGCAUCUGCUGCUGCCAAGGGCGACCAGCCAGAAAAGGUAGACGGCAGGAAAAGGAGAAAGCCAAGAGACAAAGACAAGGACAAAGACAAGGACAAGGACAAAGAGAAGGAUGCCAAAGCAUCUAAGCCAAACCAAGUCCUUGCGGCUGCGCCGGGCCCCGGUUCAGGGACGGGGAAGGGAAGAGGCCGAGCCGAAUCCCGCCCAGUGGCCGCAGAAUUUCUCCCAGCUCCUCACCCGCUAUCCGACCCUCAUCGCUUGCCGGUACAAUUCGAGCAACCGCUGCCAGCAGGCAUUCAACCGCCAUUUGUUGUUCCACAGCCGCAACUUAUGGAGAGACCGAAGCCUGCCGUUACUUCUAUUACAGAAGUUAUGGCGGCUCCAUCUCUUCGGCCAGAACCACCCCCACCGCCUCCGUCCUCUAUUGCCACUUUCAACUUACAACAGCCUAUUCCUGAACGAAAGGCACUGUCACAAGCAGCAUCGAGCUAUUGGAGUGUUUCUGAAGCGAAUGACUUCCCACAUCUAUUAAGGGCAUUUGGCACCGAUUGGUCUGCAAUUGCGAAAUACAUGCAAUCGAAAACAACUGUGAUGGUUAAGAACUAUUAUGUGCGGCAGAAAGAUUCAGGGAAACCCGAGUGGGAGGUAAUUGCUCAGGAGGCUGAUGCAAAGCGGGCUAGGGGUGAAAAGAGACCUGAUCCCCCUGUACUCAGUAGUGGUGGUCGUGGUAGGAGAUUCGAAAGCACUGCGCCUGGCACGUCGCGACCUAUUGCGGUUGCUCCUGGAGCAGUCGACCCUCACGUGGAUCUACCGCAGCCCAAAGUUGAGCCUACACCUCCUCAGCCAUUGAGGCAGCAGCAGCAUAUCUCUACUUAUGGUGUGCCAAUUGCCCAGGCUCCAGCUCAAGCUCCUCUUGCGCAGCCUAACCAGACCCCUCUUGCUGUACCGGCUCACCCAGUGCCUCAAGGGACACAACAGGCCAUAUCUCCGAGCGGGCGCUCCAUUCAUCAACAGCUGCCGCAUUUCGGUUUCCCGGAGAGAGAGCGCGAUCCCGCUCAGCCUCAGCGAGUGCCGUUGCCACAGAAGUCAUCUGGUAGCCAGGUUCCGGAGCUUCGAGACCCUCGCCCGUUAUCUGUGGCACAGCCCCUUCAACCAUCGCACCCCGAGGCUAUCGCUGAACGUGAACGCACUGCUCAGCUUGAGCGUAUGAAUGCUGAGAAGCGGUAUAGAGAGCAGCAAAUGCAGCAGCAGCAACAGCAGCAGCAGCAACAACAACAGCUUCACCACCAACAUCAGCAUCAGCAUCACCAGCAGCAGCAGCAGCAGCAGCAGCAACAACAACAGCUCAUUCGAGAAAGAGAAAUGGAAAUAGAGAGGGAGAGGGAGCGAGAUCUCCGACAAGCAGAACAGCAGUCGAUGAGGAUGAAACAAGAACCCGAGGCACCACUUCAGCACCGUUACGAGCCUUAUACCCAUCGCCAGCAGCUCAGUCAUGGCGGAGGCCCCCGAGAGCCUUUUUCAUUAGCAAGGGCGCCAUCUCAAGAGCCCUCUCGUUCUGUUGCUCCUCAACCGUACUCUGCUCCUGUAUCGCAGCAGCCAAUGAGGCCAUUGCUUUCGGAACCUGUAGCAGUACAGUCACCGCCAUUGGCACCUCCGCCUUCUCGACCGACUCAAAAUUCUCAGCCAAGGAUACCUUCAGGGCCUCCGCAUGAGCCUUAUAGUGCGGCUGCGCCACCGCCGAAUGCUGCUUCAAUAUCUCCCCUCACGCCGGUUCGACCACCUGAGCCCCGGAAGUCAAACAUCAUGUCGCUCUUGAAUGAUGAUCCUCCGCCCCCCAAGCGGGUGGCCGAGGUUACAAAAAGUCAUACACCUGCACCGUCCUCGACACCACCAUCUCAGGGUAUCGGCAGGCCGCCGCCACCAGCAUCCGGGCUUCCGCAGGGAGGCCCAGUUCGUCGGGAAACAGACGCGCACUAUUCUCCCUACACACGGACACCAUCCGGUGGAGCAUCAGCCAUGCCAUCUCUCAAGCCUCCUUAUCCCGCAUCGUCGGCUUCUUCGCAGCAUAUGAGUGGGCACCGAAGCAUGCCAUCUGAUUCAGCUGUGGACAUUGAUUACUACCGGUCCCAUGGAUAUCCGCAAAGCCAUCCCGCAAGUGGAACGAACUCUCCCCAAACAUCGCAUCGAUAUCCUCCACCUGCACAGCCGACUCAAGCUCAAUACCAGUCCCAGACAGGCUAUCCUACAUCAUACGGAGGAGCUUCUCAGCCAACGCAUAUCACCUCACCGCCGGCACAGCCAUACGCGGUUCACUCGUCAUCCAGGAGCCGCGAGAUUCUUCCGAGCAGUCGCGAUAACGCUUGGCCAUCAUCCGGUCACCAAGCACAGCCUUCUGAUGUUCGGUCACAAAACAACAGCUGGCCAACUCAACCUCCGAAAGCAUCACAGGCUCCUCCACCACACUCGCAGCAGGCUUGGGGAUCUCAGCACCCAUCAACAAAGCCAGGGACUCCGGGGCCGACAUGGUCAACGGCACCUCCACCACCUCAACAGCAUCUGAGAGAUGAACGCGGACCCCCCUCAAUAUACGGACAAAGUGCUUCUGGCUUGCCACAACAGCACGGAAUGCAAUCCAGGUACCCGCCAGCUACUCGGGAACCGCUACCCUCUGCCCCUCAGCCAUACUCGCGAUAUGCAUCGACACCAGGCCCGCCGCCGCCGCGAGAUCUCCGGGAACCUCCGCCGAGCAGAAGCUACACCCCAAGUGUCUAUGAUACACGAGGGCCGCCACCUGCCCAGUCACAGAUGCAUGGCUAUCCAGCGCCAGACCCAAGAGACAUGCAGCUUCGGGAUGCAAGAGAUCCGAGAGAUCAUAGAGACCCGAGAGAUCAGAGGGAUCCGAGAGAUCCGAGGGACCCUCGUGAUAUAAUGAACAGAGGUAUUCGACCGCACGAGUAUGAUCGGCAGCAAGACAGAUAUGCGCGAUAA